UGAGGCUGCAGGACCCUUGUCCCUCUUUGUGGACAGCGCUGGUUGGCCCAGUGCUAAUCACAUGCACUCUCCCAAGAAAAAAAAAAACUCUCAAGCAGUACACACCAAACUAAGCAUGUGCAACUUGGCCCCCAAGGCUCUGUCCUAUCAGCAGAUGGAUUGGAGACUAGAAAACAGGAUCAAGCAUCGUUUUUACACAAUGCAGAGGAUUAACCCCUUAUGUUCCAAAGUGAGCAUAACAAGCAUGCUUUACUGCAUGCAGAGACAUAUUUUACUGUUGUUGGUUUAG
Molecule: messenger RNA, 289 nt
Organism: Staurois parvus
Lineage: Eukaryota; Metazoa; Chordata; Amphibia; Anura; Ranidae
Source: the annotation of a GenBank genome assembly